This is a messenger RNA of Rotaria socialis, 1839 nucleotides long. The record is from the annotation of a GenBank genome assembly. Lineage: Eukaryota; Metazoa; Rotifera; Eurotatoria; Philodinida; Philodinidae.
AUGGCACCCGUCGGGGCUCGUCAUUUUUCUCAAUCAAUAAAUCGAUAUGGAAGUGGCCGAGAUUAUCGAUCGCAUAUGCGUUUUGAUGAUCGACCUCGACGUGACAAUCGUUAUGAAAAAAAACGACGUAGCAAUUCUCGAUCUGAUCAAAGACGACGAGAUGAUACUCGACGUUCUUAUUCGAAAUCAUCGGCAAGUAAAAAACGACGAAUAGUAGAUAGCGAUGAAGAAUAUAAUGAUUUAUUAAAAGAAGAAAAUGAUCCAGAUAAAAAAUUUCGUUUAACAUUAAAAAGACAAAAUGCUAUCAUUAAAAAAACAUUAGCAAAAUCAUUUGGUCUAAGUACAUCUAGUCUGUCAAAAUUAUUAGUCGAUCAAUGUGAUGAAGCUAUACGAGAUUCAAUUUUAUCAAAAUCGAAAACAGAAUUCGAACGUAAAUUAACUGACGACACUGAACCAAUUCAAACAUCACGUGUUGUCACUGAUGAAGUUCAUUUAUGUGAUGAAAUAUCUCGAUUAGAUAAUGAUGAACUUGAUGAAGCACCCAAUAAUGAUUAUAGUCAACAAUUUGUAAAUAUUGGCCAAAGACCGCAAAAUUAUAUUCGUGAUGCUGGUCUUCAAAAUCGUUUUGAAGAAUAUCCAAAAUUACGAGAAUUAAUUCGUCUUAAAGAUGAAUAUAUUGAGAAAACAAAUUGUCCACCAAUGUAUAUAAGUUGUGAUUUAUUAGCAAAUAAUUUGACUUUACCAUCAUUGGAAUGUGAAUUCGAUGUUAUUCUUGUUGAACCACCAUUAGAAGAAUAUAAACGAAAAAGUGGAAUUCAUUUUGAUCGUUAUGUUACAUGGGAUGAAGUAAUAAACUUGAACGUCGAAUCAGUAGCUGCACAGCGAUCAUUUGUUUUUCUAUGGUGUGGCUCAGCCGAAGGUUUAGAUCAAGGAAGAGCAUGUUUGAAAAAAUGGGGUUUUCGACGAUGUGAAGAUAUUUGUUGGGUUAAAACAAAUAGAAAAAACCCACGAUCAGCUUUAACAUUUGAAUCUGGUUCGAUUUUUCAACGAACAAAAGAACACUGUCUAAUGGGCAUUCGUGGUACAGUCCGUCGAUCAGUGGAUUCUGACUUCAUACAUGCAAAUGUUGAUAUUGAUUUAAUCAUUACUGAAGAACCAGAAUGGGGCGAUCCAACUAAGCCCCUUGAAUUAUAUCAUAUCAUUGAACAUUUUUGUUUGGGUCGUCGUCGCCUUCAUUUGUUUGCACGUGAAGCAACAAUCAGACGUGGUUGGUUAUCGAUUGGUUCUGAAAUUUGUACAUCAAAAUUUGAUAAACGUAUAUAUAAAUCAUAUUUCGAAACACCAGUAAUACAAGUUGAAAAUCUUAUUGAACGUAUUGAACAACUUCGACCUAAAUCACCACCACCAAAAGGUCUCAAAGCACCGCCAGGAGCGACAGUGACAACAACAUCAAAUUCGAAUCAAAAUUCAUCAGCAACUCAACAAGCUAUUCUAUCAACAGCGCCAUCGUCAUCGAAUAAAGACAUGUUACCAUCAUCUGUUUUACAAGAUGGUCAACAAGCAAUACGUUCAACCAUAACUAGCAAUCGUCAAUCAUCAUCACGUGCAGUUCGCCCACAUUGGGGCUUAUACACUGAUGAUAUGCCUCCCAAUGUAUAUCCACCUAUGAUGCUUUCACCAACGCGUCAUGGUUAUCCAGCACCGUAUUCUGAUUUACAUCUAUUAUCUGAAUAUGACUUCGCUAUAGCUGGAGGAAAUAGCAGUCAAAAUGACUAUGAUACAUACUAUGGCCAUAAUAAUGUUGAACAAAAAGAUGACAGAACUAAUUUUCGUAAUUAA